AGCAGCAAAGAGCAGCAGCGUCACACACUCACUGUGAGCAGUGUGGGUUGAAAGAGUCAGCACCAGGAGUUGUAGUAAAACAGAAGCAGACUUAAACCCGUCUUUUAAACAGAGCCUGUUUGAAAAUAGAACUUUCCGGAAAAGGCAGCAAACGCCGGUGAAAAGUCAGCGAACGUACAGACGGAAGAGGGGGCGUAGGUAAGCGGUCACCAUGGCUCCAUUCCUGCGUAUCUCUCUCAAUGCUUAUGACCUGGGUGUUUUGCCUGCUUCACCCGAGCCUCCCAUCUGUGCAGUCAAAAUGAAGGAGUCUGUCAGCACAGAGCGAGGAAAGACCUUAGUCCAGAGGAAGCCCACCAUGUAUCCACCAUGGAAAUCCUGUUUUGAUGCUCACAUCUAUGAGGGACGUGUGGUGGAAGUUGUCCUUAUGCAAAAGACCGAGGAGCCUCUGGCAAAGGCGACCGUCGGUGUGUGUGUACUGGCAGAACGUUGUAAGAAAGCCAAGUCUAAUGGACAUACAGAGUUCUGGGUGGACCUCAUGCCUUCUGGGAGGAUCCAGAUGGCUGUACAGUUUUUCCUGGAGGACAGUGAUGCAGCUCAGUUGAAGACCUCAUUGAAAGCACCUCCUGAGGAUGGCGCCACAACCCUCAACAGGAGAAGAGGAGCCUUCAGGCAACCUAAGGUUCACAACAUUAAGAACCAUGAGUUCAUCGCCACUUUCUUCGGCCAACCCACCUUCUGCUCCGUCUGCAGAGAUUUUCUCUGGGGCCUCAACAAGCAGGGCUACAAGUGCAGACAAUGCAAUGCUGCAAUCCACAAGAAAUGCAUCGAGAAGAUCAUUGGCAGAUGCACUGGAACGGCAGCCAACAGCCGAGACACUAUUUUCCAGAAAGAGCGUUUUAAGAUUGAUAUGCCACAUCGUUUUAAGAUCUACAACUACAAGAGCCCCACUUUCUGUGAACACUGUGGCAGCCUGCUGUGGGGUCUGUACAAACAAGGUCUAAAAUGUGAAGACUGUGGCAUGAACGUCCACAAAAACUGUCAGAACAAAGUGGCUAAUCUGUGUGGCAUCAACCAGAAACUGCUGGCAGAGGCGCUGUCUCAAGUUACAUCAAAAACAUCUGUGAAGAAGCCUGAUAACUCAGCAGAUAUUGGAAUCUACCAAGAUGUCCAAAGGCCAACAGUGGACCCUAGUGACAAUGAUAACAAUAAAGCACAAGAGGGUCCGACCUCGGCAGUGGCUGUCGCUCCAAAAAUACACCUCACCUUGAACCACCUUGUUUUCCACAAAGUACUGGGCAAAGGCAGCUUUGGGAAGGUGCUGCUGGCAGAGCUGAAGGGACAGAACCAGUACUUUGCUGUGAAGGUUCUGAAGAAGGAUGUGGUUCUGAUGGAUGAUGAUGUGGAGUGCACCAUGGUGGAAAAGAGAGUCCUGGCCCUGGCUUGGGAGAACCCCUUCCUCACACACCUCUACUCCACAUUUCAGUCUAAAGAACAUCUCUUCUUUGUAAUGGAGUACCUGAAUGGAGGUGAUUUAAUGUUCCACAUCCAAGACAAAGGACGCUUUGAUCUAAACAGAGCCACAUUCUAUGCUGCUGAGAUCAUAGUGGGCCUACAGUUCCUCCACUCUAAAGGAAUCAUUUAUAGAGAUCUGAAGCUUGACAAUGUGAUGCUGGACAAGGACGGCCACAUUAAGAUAGCAGACUUUGGCAUGUGCAAAGAGAAGGUUUUCGGAGAAGCCAGAGCAACCACAUUCUGUGGAACUCCUGACUACAUUGCACCAGAGAUCCUGUUGGGACAAAAGUACACCUUCUCAGUGGACUGGUGGUCUUUCGGUGUGCUAGUGUACGAGAUGCUGAUUGGUCAGUCACCUUUCCAAGGCGACGACGAAGAUGAGCUGUUUGAGUCCAUCAGAACAGACACCCCUCACUACCCUCGCUGGAUCACCAAGGAAUCCAAGGCCCUACUGGAAUUGCUGUUUGAGCGGGAGCCCAGUCGCAGGUUGGGUGUCGUUGGAGACAUACGUGCACAGAACUUCUUCAAAACAAUCAACUGGCCAGCACUGGAAAAGAGAGAAGUGACUCCGCCUUUCAAACCCAAAGUGAAAUCUGCUAGUGACUGCAGCAACUUUGAUAGAGAGUUCCUGAGCGAGAAACCUCGACUGUCGCACGCUGACAAGAACCUCAUCGACUCCAUGGACCAGGCGGCGUUCGCCGGCUUCUCCUUUGUGAACCCCAGGCUGGAGGAGAUGAUGAGCAAAUAAACAAUCCAGCGAGGUUUUGCUGAGAAAACUCAGUGACUGCUGCCAUAUUUGUCUUCACCGAGAUCAGCUGGACGGAUUAAGACAGGAUCAGAGAAGAUCUGGGCUGUUUCUUUUGACUCUAUCCUGUUCCCUCUGUCGGAGGAGCAACAGAUUAAACAAUAUUCACAUGUUAGCUGGUGUCUCAAGCUCCAGGAAAUGAAGUAAGUUUCUUAAGAAACCAGUGAUUAUUCAAAGCUGGGGCUGCUGGUCAUUGAAACUAGGGAUGUCUGAUAUUAGCAGAUUUUGUAAUAUCUGUGAGAAUCGUUAUUGGUUUUUCCUCCGAUAAUGAAAACCUGAAACCUCAACACUUAACUUCCACCACCACCGCCCUGCUAUAUCAGUAUUGGUUGAUAUCGGAAAUCAAGUGUUUAGGCAAUAUCAGCAUAUCAGAUAUCGGCAAAAAGUUAAUAUCGGACAUUCCUUGUUUAAACUAUAUGUAAAUUAAUUUACUAGCAAAUGGUUUCUGAUUAGUAGGAAACAAAUGUCUGUUCAUACACAACACUGUGCUUUAAUCCCUCUGUGUAUGUGUAUGUCAUCUGUUCGUGUGUGUGAGUGAAGGUAUUUUCUUAAAUGCAAAUGACAUUGUGUCGGCCUUUGUUCAGGCAUUAUGGUCUGUAAAGAAAAGGGAGGGGUUUGGUUGACUUGGACUUCCAAGUACUGGAACACCACUAAGAACAACAAUAAAUUACAGCAGCACUGGCCUAUGCUUGUUAGCUUAGCAUAGUAUAUGCAGGAUAUUAAUUUAAUAUAAGAUUUUUAGUCUAAGUACUAGCCAAACACACUCUGUACAAUGUAGUAUCACUACAGCUGGUACUUGCAGUCAUUUCUAAAACAACACACGCACAGGAGAGCUUGUCAUGUUCAAAUGUUUCCUCUGAUUCCCUCUUCAUUUUAUGAUAGUUCCCUUUCAGAUUCCUCUAAAGAGCACAAGAGAGAACCCAUGUACCACCACUAGCCUGCAUACCAUACAGUAUAUUUAACGAAUACCUGUACUGGUGCACACAAACACUGGCAUCCAGAAACAAAAACAAAAAAACAUUCUGUAAGACAGAGGACCACAUUUUACAACAUUUUUAUCUUUUAAUAUUAUCUAAUUCUUAACUUUUUUUAAAAGUUACAAUAAAACACUUUUCUGAGAAAAAUAUUGUUUUUUUACUAUUUUACUAGAGUAAUGACAAAUAAUGACCGAAAUUAAUUUUACAAUUACUUUUAGUAAUUUUAUAAGCCAGCAUUCAGAAAUUUAAAUUUUAAAAUCUAGUGCAAAUGCCCCAGCGGUGGGGCAGUGGUUAAGGAAGUAAAGUGCCUGCCGCCUGCCUGAUUAUCAAAGUACAGUGACUAGAGGCUGUUUAUCAUUGAUAAUGUUCUGUUCCUCAGUUAUGAAGGAGUUAACAGUUACGGGUAUGGGAGGGGAUUGAGGAGGUGUGGUGUGAGUGUGUGUGUUUGAGGAAGAGAGAAUGCGGAGAGUGUGAGAGGAGAGUUUAGAAGGGGUUACUGCGGUUGUGUUUCACUAAAAGUUCUUCAGAGCACUGAGACAUCUGACU
Messenger RNA from Cynoglossus semilaevis (tongue sole), 3840 nucleotides. RefSeq names its product protein kinase C delta type-like. Gene Ontology annotation, biological process: protein phosphorylation. The transcript is spliced from 17 exons. Lineage: Eukaryota; Metazoa; Chordata; Actinopteri; Pleuronectiformes; Cynoglossidae. The coding region runs from base 212 to 2260 and encodes 682 amino acids. The record is from RefSeq and is a predicted model, not a curated record. Gene Ontology annotation, molecular function: ATP binding; diacylglycerol-dependent serine/threonine kinase activity.